AUGGGCUUGGGCUGCUCGGUGGAGGUGGCACGAGCGGCCGUUUGUGAGUCCUGCAAUUGCGUCGACGACCAGUCGGAGGGAAACCGAGUCUGGGCGCAGGGUUGCUUCAGCCGAUCCUCUCUGGACAGCAGAGACGAGGGUGCUACCUUCGACCAUCCGCAUCCGCUCUUGUGCCGAAGUCGUGAGGAUACCACGCCUCGUGGUCCAACUCCUCCCUGGGCCGUGCAUGCUUACGAGAGUGAGCCUGUGGACAAAACAUCCACCGGGGCUACGCCACCUAGGACGCUUGCCCCGACUCGCUGCUCGCCCCCUGGCCUACCUGAGGAGCUGGAUCAAACUCACCAUCAACCUGGACUUCUAGUGGCUUUGGGCGCUGGCUUCUGUCGUGACAUGUUUCGUGCUGCUCGCACGGGUGACGACACCUUGUUGGAGAAGCUGAUCAAGCGGGCUUACAGCUCUCACCCUGUUGUUCACGACCCAUCCACAUCUGCAUUGGAUGAGGGGACUGCAGAGGAGGUGUCCAAUAUGCUGAGCUUUGCUAGAGAUGUCGGUACAGGAGAGACGUUGUUGGGAGCAGCGGCCAGGAAUGGCGAAGCCCAAGUUGUAAAGCUGCUGCUGCUGCGCUCUGCCAAUCCCACUGUCUCCGACAGCCGGGGUCGUAUGGCGCUUCAUCGCGCCGCCGAAGGAGGUGAUUUGCUCACAACCCUCCUGGUGCUGGAUCGCUUGCAAAGUGCUGAUCGCUUCCUGUCGGUUACGGAUUUCGUUGACAACCAUGGCGAGACUCCUGGCGUGGUUGCUUCUGCUGCAGGCAGCAACGCAGUCUGUGGAGCCUUGGAGGUCUUCGGAGACAUGCAGCUCAAUGCGGAGCAGCAGUACAUCGGUCAGCUCAGGAAGCCAGGCGUGCACAGCGACAUCCUGGCUUCCUUGAACCUUGGGCCCGAAGAUAGCGCUGCUUCGCUGCAGAGUUUGAAAGAGGCCUCACUGGGAUCAAUCUUGGUGCCAAAGAUCUGGCCUCAAGCCCAGGCUGCCUUUCAUCUCGAGGAUGAACUCGACAAGGCUUUCCAGGGGGUGCACCAGGCUGAGGAGUUGCUGAUGAAGGCCAGCUGGAAGCCUAGCGAGUUCGGCCUUCUCCCAGGACUGAAGCAAGUUGUUCGCACAAUUGAUCUGAGAGUCCGCUGGCAGAGGCUCAGAAUCGAUGCCGUGACCGGCACGGACGCGGCCCUGGAUGAUUUCUGGCAAACUCACCUAAGUGCUGCCAGAAUGGCAAAACUGACCAGAGCAGAAGGCAACAUGCAGCAGAUCUACUUGGGCAUUCUUUGGCUCUACACGCGAGAGUGUUGGCUUCCACACGUCAUCGAGGCAUUGGCAGGCUUCCUACGUGAGAGCAGCGCUGAGGUGACAACGGCUGAAGAAGCGUUGCCUCUGCAGCGCUUGGUGCAGGCUUUGUCUCCAAUGGCGCAGCUGGUGCAAGCUGCGACAUGUUUCUUCAGACAGCAAGGGGUCCGACACGAGGGUGUCACCUUCCGGCCGUUAGUUUUACCUGCGUCGUUGCUCAAGAGCAUGAUCGACAGGUUUCUUUCAAGCAAGGAAGAGGAGCAGCAGUCGUCCACGGUCCAGGAGAGGUCGCUCGACCCUUUGGCAGAUGAGGGCCUGGAAAGCGGAAUGUGGUUCCUCCUCAGCCAUGGCUCCUUCCCCACAGCUUUUGCCUCACGCUGGGAUGCAGGGAAGCGCCUUGCCAAGACAAAUUCGAAUGUUCUCCUGGCAAUACAAGCAGACCCCAAGUCCCCCAGCUUCCCAGAGCAUAUGUCGCUGAAGGGUGGUGGCGAUGAUGUGUGCGCACUCUCAGACAUGUUUUACCUGCGGCAUGCUCGCCUACUUGUCGCCCCGAGUCUCAAGUGUCACAAAAAGUGGCAAAGCAGCGGUCUUGAGCUAGAUGGAGCAAUGCCAGAGCUGCUAAGCCAUGAGCAAAGUGUACCUGGAGCAUCGAGAUGCACAUCAUGUUCCACCGGCACAAACCCCGGCAGAGGUGAGGGCCGCUGUGGAGUCUGCGGCGCAGGCAAUUGCCAACUGCGAUGCGCUGAUCUUCACAGCAGGAGCCGGGAUGGGAGUGGAUUCUGGUCUGCCGGACUUCAGAGGUUCGACGGGUCUCUUCAAAGACCGUGA
Molecule: messenger RNA, 2163 nt
Organism: Symbiodinium natans
Lineage: Eukaryota; Dinophyceae; Suessiales; Symbiodiniaceae
Source: the annotation of a GenBank genome assembly